AUGAGUUCUCACAUGGAAUUAGCCACAUGCUGGGCCAUCGACGGUGACCCUAGAGUUCCAAACAUUGCAAUCAUGGUCGAUUUCCAGGUGGAGGACGUGUGGUGUAUCACCCGGUGGACUGAGGCUAAAGAUAAAAACUGGGACGACUUGGCAUCCAGGGACAAGAUUUCGCGCGAAACACAGCGAACCAAAUGUGGUGAGCCAGGUCUCGGCGCCAAAUUGAUGCGCAUCCGUUUGCGAUUGGCCUCUCUCCAAACCUGGGAUACGGAGAUUCGAAGGACAGCUCUCAAACUUAAGAGUGCCUUACAAGAAUCCGCUGAGCUUAUCGCACGUCCCGGGAUUCUCUUCGACCCAAAAUACGAAACUGCUGCAUCGCCGGCCAUUAUUUGGUCGACAUCUUGUCGAGUGUGGACAGUUGAUACAGGUUCCUCUCGCCAUACAGAUGAUACAGCAGAGCCUGAUAUCAUAUGUUCCCGCAUCUCCCGGGUAGGACGUAACUGGGCGAUUGACAGAAAUCAGCUUGAGGCGGUUUUAGGCCUUUGGUUUUGGACGCUCAAGUCACAGCGACAAGGAUGUGGACCAAGAACGAGCUUCGAAAAAGUGAUUUCAAGCCCACAAGCUCUCCGCCGGAAGUAUGACCAGAGCGCUAGAAAAGGCGACAACCAGUUCGGCAACACCUGA
This is a messenger RNA of Ilyonectria robusta, 681 nucleotides long. RefSeq lists its product as uncharacterized. Lineage: Eukaryota; Fungi; Ascomycota; Sordariomycetes; Hypocreales; Nectriaceae. The transcript has a single exon. The record is from RefSeq and is a predicted model, not a curated record. The coding region runs from base 1 to 681 and encodes 226 amino acids.